AUGUUGAUAACUGUGGUUGAAAUAAAAAAGAAAUGGUUAUCUCAAGGCAAGCAAACUACUUUAAAAGAACUGACAUUUGUUGAAAUGAACAAAUCAAAACAAUGGGCCGCCAUCUUGGAAAAAUGUAUUCCCGGUCAGCGGCUUUCCUCACGAGUUGUAAACUUCACGUGUUCGUCAAUAUAUAUAGGAAAACAGAAAUGUAGUUUACAAAGAAAGAAAAACAUGCUACCAGGAACACCAAAGGUUGUUAAAUGUUCAGUUGGGCAAAGGCUUGAAACUGAUUGUGGUCUUUGCUCGAGAUACCCUUCUAUGAAGGAGUGUAUGCCAAUAUUAGCAUGUAAAAGGGAUAUACAAGUGCAUCUCCGGCGUUUAAACUUAUCUAGACAAGCAGCAGCAUCAGAAGGCGAUCUUAUUCUAUUAAGAUCGGGCAUAUUUGGUAGCAACGGGGAGGGGUUAACAGUAUGUCCACGACACAGAGAGAAUCUUGGUCUUUCCUGGCGCCCAAAACGUGGGUGCGCACACCCUCUUCACGGAUCCUCGCAGGCAAAACCAGAGAGGGGUGUUACAAAGAAAAUGUCAAUGGAAAUUAAUGACAUUUGGGAAAGGUUUGUUUCAGUUGGUUCUGGUAAGUGAUCUUUUCAAUUUGUCGUAAAUUAAUAUAAAUUAUAAUUAUAAUUUUUGCAGCAUAUAAUUGCACGGGUAAAAUGAAUUCAAAGAAUUGUUGAUAGUUCUCACUAAGUCUAGGAUGGUGCAGCUUGAACGCCAUAACUCAUAAGGAAGUGAGAGCAUCCAACCUGGUUGUAAUUACAUGAUUGUUAGGACAUGCGAAGUACGAAAAAAAAGAUAGAUUAAAGAAAAAUAUAAAUAGUCUUUAUUUCGGUUACGCUCACAGCAGUCCUUGGGAUUGGCGCUCUAGUGGUAGAGAUUCCAACUACUGCGUGCCGUAUGCUCUGGAGUCUGGUUCGAUACGUGGUAAAAACGUUUUAUUCGCUUUUUUGUAAUUUUUACUAAAGUCUAAAACAACAUACAUAAUUAUCUCCCUGUGAACUUCCAGUAGUUUACCAAUAGCAACAAGUGCUCGACAUCUAACUUACAAACACCAGCACUCUUACUAAGGCGUAAAAAAAUACCUGUGGUUCCGGUUUCAUGUCGCAAAAAAAUUAGGGUCGGUAGGUCGGAAAUAAUUUUUUUUUAAAUAUUUUUUUCAUGGUUUUUUCAAUAAUUAGUGUGACAACAGACGCCAUUUUGGCAGCAACCCGCAACCACCCGGAGAAAAUAGGGUUGCACGGUCAAUCGAGUUGAAAAAAUAAUAGGGUCGGCAGAAAAAAAUAGGGUCGGUCGGGAACCGGAACCACAGAUAUUUUUUUUACGUCUAACUGAUAUUUUGUGGUCUAAAGGAUAUAUUUUCAACAGUUUAGGAAUAUAGGUUUUAUAAUGAUAUUCGUAAUUAAAUAAUUUUGAUUAAUAAUAAACACCAUAAGAUUUUAUGCAUUCACAUAAUAGGUAUAUGCAGACUAUGCAGAGAAAAGCAUAAAGAAGAAGUUAAUAAGAAGGUCGAAGGAUCAACACUGGAUACAGACGAGGAGGUAACGUGUUUCGAAUAAACAAAUACAGCAGUUUUUUACUUUUACAAAGUAACAUUCAUAUUCAAGACUGGACCUGGGUCCAUAGGCAUAGACGGAUUUUCAGGGGGGAGGGAGUAAGUGAUGAUGCGCCACCAAGCAAGCUGCAGUAGGCAUCUGCGACCACAAUCACUAGCAAAUUCAAGCUUAACAAAGCGUUACCAAUAGUUUUACUAUUAAAAGGAAACGAACUUGUGGUUAUUUUCAUAUUCAGACAUUUAAAGAAGAAAAAUGUGAAGAAUCUUAUUCAGCAAACACAAUGACUAUGGAUGUGGAAAACUGCAAAAAGGUUCAUUGAUAUAUUUAGAAAUUUAUUAGUGAAUUAUGAUCGAUCAAAAGAACAGUUGGUUUAUCCAUUAACCCAUUUGCAUGCUCUGACGGCUCUGUAUACAGUAUAUGAAUAUAUCAAAGAUACAUAAACAAUUUCGGAAUCAAUGUCGUUUUAAGUUUCAAUUUGGUAUCUUUUGUCAGCGUUCUUCCGCAAGUGCAACAACGACAACAAUUGUGAACACAUGUAAAGUCCAUUUUGAAGAAAGUUUUCAGUCUAACGAUGACUCAGUUAUCAGCCUUGACAGUGGACCAGAAUAUUUCCCUACACCUCAAAAAGGUCACCAACUUGUUUCUAUAAACAACUUGAUCAGAAGCGUUCAUGGACGAGAUGUGAGUCCUAUCAGAGCACAACUCCGUUCCCCAAUUAGAGACGUCUCGCAAAGUACCGCUCGAUACUACAAAAGGAAAUCAUUACAAACUUGUAUUGCUACCUUAGAAUGCAUCGCACCGGGUCAGUCUAAUGAACUCUUUGAGAUAAUUUCCAGCGACAAAUUUGAACGAAAUACAGUUGCUCCCGAGAAUGAAGUUGUCCAGAAGCUUGUAACCUUGUACCAAGACACAAGUUCGAGGACCACUCGUUUGGAAAUCCUCUCAAUAUUUUCCCAAGAUUACUCAAAAUCACAACUCAAGCAAAUGAUGCCAGGAAUAACUACGUGGCGAAUAGACGAAGCCAGAAAACAUGCAGCACUUUAUGGAGCAGGAACGGCGAAAGAGAUACCUAAAACACAUCGAACACGUUUGAAUCCAGCAAAAGUUGAUCAUUUUAUUGAUUUCAUCUCUCAACCACAUUUUCUACAAGAUGUUGCAUUCGGCACUAGGACUCUAAAACUCUCGAAUGGAACAACAAUGGAAAUUCCAAACGUCGUAAGAACAGUUACAUCUUCGAGAUUAGUAGACCUUUAUAUUGCAACUUGCAAGGAAAACGAUUUUGAAUACUUAGGGAGGUCAACUUUAUUCAGUAUUUUAAAGGUAUUUACACAAAAAUAUUGUUCAUCUUUCUUUUUUCUCUCGCCUUCUUUUGUUUUUCUGUGAAUAUUAUUUGAAAAAAAUUUUCUUUCUCUUUAAAAGGCCUGUGCUGCAUCAAAGCAGAAAUGUCUUUCUGGACUUGACAGCAUUACAACUGAAGGAAGCUCUGCAAUUGAAUCAUUAAAAGAAAUCGUCAUUACGCUGGGAAAACACGGUAAAUGAAAACUACUUUAAAGUGAUUUGAUUGAGACGAAAUUAAAAAGACAUAAUGAGAGAAGGGGAGCGGGACAAAAAGAGAGAAAACUCAAAAUACUCCAAUACACAAAAAAGCGCAUAAAAAAUUAACAAACAAGCAAUAGACAGAAAGUUAGAUACACAAACAAGAAGGAUCAAAGAAAGAAACCAAUAUACAAUAAUGAAGAAAUUUUUUUUUUGGGGGGGGGGUGAUCAAAAGAAAGAAGUAGGAAAACAGAGGUAGAUGCAGAAGAGAUUUAAGACUUGAAACAUCAGCAAAUUCUAUUUCUUUAUCUAAGGUAUGACAGCGUCGUGGGUUAAAGAAACUCAAGAAAGCCUGUGUCAAAUCAGGCACUACCUGAAGUCAGAUUUCAAGAUACAUAUCAGUCUUGAAAACCAAUGUGCAGAUCAUUGUCGCACAUAUGCUCUAUCGGAUUCUACGUUGGAAUACAAGAAGAAAUGCUUUCACAAGCACAACAUGACAUGUGAUCGCUGUGACAUGUCAAAAGACACAUUGUCUGCUAUAAGAACUGCUGUAUCAUCAAAGAGUGUAACAAUGAGGUUAGUAUCCUUUUACGUGAACAUUUUUCACUGGCGAAAUAGUUUAAAGCAUGGGGUUGUAAAUUAUUAUUUGCAUGUUUUUACAAUUAUCAUGGUUAGUUGAUUGUUUGAGUACGGAUUUGUCUUUAAAGUGAAGAAACCAAAGAGGAGACAGUGCAUGACUUAGAUGCCGCAGUCCAAAAGAUUCAGUUUUGGAAAGAACACAUAUUGCGAACUGUACACCAGGAUACAGCAAAGAACAUUAUUCUUGAAGAAAUGAAGCCCAAUCAAGUGCUAAUUAUUAUGGACUGGGCAAUGAAAUUUUUGCCUGUAAGUUAUAGAGAAACACAGUCCGAAUGGUUUGGGAAGAAAGGUCGUCCAUGGCAUGUUUGUGCCGCAAUAUUCAAGAAACCAGAUGAAGAUUUUGAGGUAUAAGUAUGUCCUGUUUUUGUGUUUUCAAUUUGCACAGAGCUUAGUUGGCAACAGAGUUUCAUCAGUUUGACACACGAGAAAAUUUGAGUUUAAAUAUUUUUUCUUUGCAAGAAUAGGUCAAAACAUUUUUCCAUUUGUUCGACAAUUGCACGCAAGAUUGGUUCUCAGUGGCAUCGAUUAUCGAAGAUGUCUUGUCAAAUUUAAAAGAAAGCUAUCCCGAAAUCUCCGAAGCGUUUCUUAGAUCCGAUAAUGCAGGAUGUUAUCACUGUGCUCCGUUAAUGCUUUCUAUUCCGGGGAUUUCCAAACGAACUGGGAUUGAAAUUAGGCGGUACGACUUCAGUGAUGCACAAUCUGGAAAAGAUAUCUGUGACAGACGAAUAGCAUGCGCGAAAAGCCACAUACGCCGUUUUUUAAAUGAAGGGAACAACAUCAACACUGCAUCUGAUAUGAAGAAAGCUCUUGAUUCCUACGGCGGCGUCAAAGGGUGCAGAGCUUCGGUGGUUAGUAUCGACAGAACCAAACAGCAAAUCGCAAAGCACAAGUGGACAGGAAUAACACUGUUCAACAACUUUGAAUUUCUGAAAUCGGGAAUUAAAGUGUGGAAGGCGUACAAAAUUGGCAAAGGAAAGUUGAUCAAGAAAGCAGAUAUUAAGCAGAUGGCAUGUACUCAAGGAGCAACAGGUUUAAUAUCACAAGAAUCGUUCACUAUCCCGGAAAAUGAUAAGGGUUUGCUCAAGAAAACAAAUGUGAAGCAGUGCCAAGAAAAGCGCGAUAAAGAUGAUGUUCCGACCCAGCAUACAUCGAAAGGAUUCAAUUGUCCAGACGUUUCUUGUGUCAAAGUAUUUGUUUCUAAUAGCGCACUUGAAAGGCAUCUCGAUGUUGGUAAACACUUGUACCGUUUACAGACGGAAAGCGCGUACGAUAUCGUAAAGCAAAAGUGGGCAUCAAAGUGUACUACGGUUGGUAUUCAUACUGAAACAAAUAAACACUCUACAGGCGAGUUAAAAGAGGAAACAGGUGAAGCAGAUCAAUCUCCUGUAGCUGUUAAAAUGGGGUGGGCAUUGAAAAGGUCAACCGGUAAGGUACGUUUUUCAAAGCCAAUAAAAGAUUUACUCCUGAGAACAUUCAUUGAUGGGGAGAAAAGUGGAAUAAAGGCAGACCCAAAGGAAGUGGCAGCUCGAAUAAGAUGUAUGAGAAAUGGAAAGAAGAAAGUUUUUGAUAGGUCUGAAUGGUUAUCAGUGCAGCAAGUGAAGAGCUACUUCUCCUGUCUAAGUGUCCUACAAAGGAAAGGUAGAUAGAUAGAUAGUUUAAUAGAUUUUUCAUGGCAGCCGAAUUGGCUGAAUUGCGUAAAAUUAACAAAACUUACAUAUUACAAACAAAUUAAAAACAACACAUGCAUAAUUACAUAUCAUUGAAUGUAAUAGUAUUACAUAUUAUAUGAUAUCAGCGCAAAUUCAGAUAUGUCCCCCACCACCACCACCUCUAAAAUAAGAAUCGACCAAAGUUGUAAGCACAACUAAAAACCCCCAAAAACAUGCAUAAAAGCAGAAGGUUAACGCGAGGCAGCGGAAAAGGUGGUGGAAGUCAUAUCAGAACCCCAGCAAUAUCCUUUUUUUAAGGUAUCUUAAUUGAUGAUAACGAAGAAGAACAAAACGAGGAAGUCGAAAUGAUUGAAGAAGAGAUAAGACGAUAUUCUUUGCUUGACUGUGUAAGAGAAGAAGUGGAAUUGUAACAACGUAUUUGCAAUGGAUGAUCACAUGAUUUACUUUUGGCUCUUGACAUUCACUAGUUUAAAAUAGAAUAUACAUAAUACAAAGUUCUUAUCCCAAUUUUUUGACCAAGUUAUUAAGCUUUCAUUAAAGGGGCCCUACAGUCAUUUUUUUAGUCGAAAAGCCACCUUAAGUAGGGGACUCCACGGAGAUUCGUUUGGCUGUAUCUUACAUGCAUACAGUAUCCAUGAGUAUGAGUACUUCCGCACACCGGAAGACGCAUGCAUGCCGUGGUGCGCAUGUCAAGUAGAGACAAUAACAAGAAAUGUAAACAAUACUUAAGGUGGCUUUUCGACCAAAAAAUGACUGUAGGGCCCCUUUAAGAUGCAGUUUCAAAACAUAGAACCAACAGAAUAAAAAAAUCAAGAAUUAAAACAAUUAUGUUGCACGUAAUUAAUAUAUUUAAAUUAUAUAACGCGGGGUUAGAGGUUAGAGGCGGGGUUAGGGUGGGGGUCAGGUAUCAGCCCUGAUACAUAAUAAUAGGGGUCACAAGAAGUAUAUACCAAACUAUCGUGAGGAAACCCGCUGACCGAGAAAAUAUUUUCCAAGAUGGCGGCCUUUUCAGUUGAUUUGUUCAUGACAGCUCUUUAAAAGAAUUUUCCUUGCCUUGAGAUAACCCUUUCUCCUUUAUUUCAAUCACAAUUAUCAGUAUUAGUCUAAUAGCAGAAGGAAAGCAUUGGAAAAGAUAUGUAAAUAUAGCAAUUAUAUAAUAUAUUUCAAAAUACAUCGAAACGGCUGUUGUAGUAUUAGGACUUUAGGUAGUAUAUAAACUACCCACACACUGCUUCAAGUAUCAGAACAAAUCUUCUAUGUGAGUAUUAUUUUUACGUUUUUCAUGUUAUAUAUCUAUUUUUCAGUCAGUGCAUUUAUAAAGAAUAUUAUAUUUAUAUCGUUGUUACUCGGUUCCGUUAAUGCGCACGAUAGAUUAAUAUGUUAUUUAAUUUUUCUUCUAUUCCUGCUUGUAAAAUUGCUCAUUAUUCUUUUUUCAGAUAAUUCAAUGUUGUUUAAUGACAUUAUAUGCAUGUCUGAUGAGUAAUUGUAUACGGACUUUACAGUUAAGCAGUUUGUUCUGUGUUAUGAAUUUUUUUAACAUUAUGCAAAUGUUCAACAUAGGGUAUAUUUUUUGCCUGGCCGUGAGAAAUGUAUUAAAUAUCCCCCAAUUUUUGUUGUUGUUUAACCAAGUGUAUGGACAGCUUUUAAUAACUGUGCGUCAAUUAUACUUCAAUCAAGUUGUUCAACGGAGAUAUUUGCUCUCAAAAUGGUCCAAAAAAAAAUUUAACGAAAAAUGGAAAAAACUGUCUCUUAUUUUUGGUGUUGCCAUGACAACUAGCCCUAGUGGAUGCCAUAAACAAUUACAUAUUUUGAAAGCCGUGUGUCUUUUAGUUUAGCGGCCGAAAUAUCAUUUCAUUUGAGUGUGUUUUUAUAAUUUUAUAAUGUACUAAAUAUUACUUAGCAAAGGGCAUUUUUGGAGCCAAAAACGACCCAAAAUCAUGGGGGGUGGAUAAUUCCGAUACCGUGCAAUAUUUUUACCUCAAACUUUUAUCAGAUCAGAUACUUAAUAUCCUCUAUAUAUGUGCCAAAUUUGAGCAAAUUCUGUGAGUUGACGUUUAUCACCACUUGCAUGGUUCUUUCAUGGACACCCUCUUAAUGCGAAAAUUUUCGGGACUAAUAGAUAUUGCUCAAGCACAAACUGGAUAAAUUUUGGUUAAAUUUGGGCGUGAAAUUAGCAAACGUUUGCGUUGCAAUUUGAAUCUCUGUUGGCAAUGUGAACUGCGAUUGUUUCAUAACAACAGUGGAUCAAAACGAAUUUAAAAUUUCAAAGAUGUGAAGUUCGUAAAUUUUAUAAUAUAUGCAUCUAUAAUUGAUUAUUUAUUUAUGUUCUAGGGCCUUAUUUUGCUUCCUUCACCAUAAAGAAUCUUCGCACACAAGCAAUCUUCAUUCAGACAAGUCUCCAGCCAUCGGGAAAAUUCCUUCGACUAGACCCUGGCAAAGUUAUGUCGCGCAAUUUGGAAGUGAGAAGAGCUGAUGCCUUGAUAUUUAUGGCUUACGACGCAGUAUCAUUACUGAAUGUCUCACACUGAAUGGUAAAAAUGAGAUUAGGCUCAUUCGAACGACUAAACGAAAAACAGCAACUGUGUUAUCCGUGCCUUAUAAUGGUUAGUAUUUUUUAAUGCCUUGACCACAUUGAUUUUUCCACAACAGUAGUUAUCCAUAAACACCCAAAUACAUUACACUUGCAUCAGCAUAAUUUAAAUAGAGAAUAAUACAUGGGUGCGCGGAAAUACCAGAUUUAUUUCGAGUGUUGAACAUGAUAUCUCACGAGUGAGCGCACUGUUUAUUAUAUAAAGGACGGUCUUUGAAAAGCGAUAAUUUUUACAGAAAAGCGGCAAUUGAAAAGCGAUAAUUUUCACAUGUGAGAUUAUCAUGAAUAUGAUACGUGAUACGUGACGUGACCUAUACCACAGAAUAGGAAGUUAUACCAGAAGCGUAACUCUAGUCGUUUUCCUUAUUGUUUGACGUCCACGAAAAUUUUAACUCGCUCACGCCAAUCCACGCCAUCCUGGCUAGUACAGCCGGAAGUUUUUAUCAUGUUUUGGUAGGUACAAAGUGCCGGUUGUACUAGCCAGGAUGGCGUGUUGAUGACGAAUCGCUUGUAAAAACGCGGACAAAUAUUUGCUCGAGUUACGCUUCUGGUAAACUUCCUAUUCUGUGCCUAUACGGUCACGCACGAAAGUGCUCUGCGAUUUUUCGCAUUUUUUGACUAACUAAAUCAAGAUAUUUCAGAAAAUACAAUCUACAGUGCUUAAUAAGUCAAUCGUCCGUUGGAUUUUAAAGUUUGUAUAAAGUUGUCGUUGUUUCUUCAUCGCCCAUUUCGUGUUUUUGUUGUUCGUUUUGUUCAUUUUGGUCAACAAUUAAUAUAAUUUGGUCGGUUGAUCGAUACGUGUGGAAUACGUCAUUAGUAUGCUGACGACGGCGCGAAAGUUUGAACGAUGGAGCGGUGCGCGUGCAUCUGCGCUAAUUAAUGGAAAGAAUUACAUACAUUUGACUUGCAUGGAAAUCACGAUGCGACAAUAUUUUCAACAGGAUAAAGGACGGAGUUAAGUGUUUUAUAACAAUAUUAACAAUUCUCUGGACUCUGGUUGUGUUCAAAAUUGAAACCUAAUUUUAUUCAAAUCAAAUCUACCUUAAACGGCGUCAUUGUUAAUCCAGAACUUGUAAUUUUACCACAAAAGCUGUGUUAUAUUUGGAUUGCUAUCCGUGACUUUAAACAGAGAAAAUUUAACUACCCGCUGAAUUAUCGCUAUGGAUUAAACCUACAAUACGACCGAAAAUCGUCUCACGUUUUCCUCCUUAUCUUGCUUGCUGGUGAUGUGGCUACAAAUCGUGGUCCAGUCUCAAGCCAUGCUAAAACCAACUACGGCUUAAAGGUACUAUAUCUAAAUGCACGUAGUCUAAAAGCAUUUGUGGCACUUGAUGAAAGCAAAACCAACGUUUGUAAGAUCACAUUAUUUCAACAACUGGUACAAUCUGGUAUAUAUGAUGUGGUUUGUGUGUGUGAAACUUGGCUAAAUAAUACCGUAUUGGACAGUGAACUUUUGCAGGACUACUGCAUCUUUCGAAAAGACAGAGUUGGACGAGUCGGAGGUGGUAUUCUCGUUGCUACAAAGUUGAACAUAAGAGCAACUCGCCGCUUAGAUCUCGAGAAGCAGGAUGCUGAAUUUGUGGUGAUAGAAUUGAUUAAACCCAACAAAAAGUCAGUCUUACUAUAUACCUUCUAUCGUCGAUCUCCUGACUCAACAACGGAACCCCUUCAACGUCUUAACACAUCCCUCCAAAACACCAGUGAGUCCAGUUGUUGUGUUGUAGUUGGUGAUUUUAAUCUCCCAGCGAUAGAUUGGUCUACUGACAGCACAGCUCCAAUUAACAAAGGAGAACGAGCGAUUGGUGAUGUCUUUUGCGACCUUGUUGGGGACAACUUCCUAACCCAAUUCAUACAAAGUCCUACACAUAAAGCUGGGAACACACUCGAUCUACUUUUAUGUAAUUGUCCAGAAGUCAUUGAUGAGGUCAAUAUCAGAAGUCCUGAGGAAUGUUAUUUCCCAACACUCCAACAGAUCACCAAAUUAUUGACUUUAGUAUCAGACGUCAGAUUUACAACUUCAAGGAAGCCGAUUUUGAAGGUCUCAAUAAUACGCUGAGUCAGAUAACAUUUGAUGUUAACACUACCAACGAUAUCGAUAAACUUUGAUCUUGCUGGAAAAAGUCGUUCCUUGACGCAGUAACUAACCACAUCCCAACCAAAACAAUAAAGGAUACCAACUCUCUUCCUUGGGUAGAUGAAGAAGUUCGUCAUCUCAUUCGAAAGAAAUACUCAGCAUUAAAAAAGUACCGCCAAAACAAGUGUGAAACGAGAAAACAAAAGCUAAGAAGCUUAAGUGACGCCGUCAAGUCGCUAGUUAAAAAGAAGCAUAGGGAAUAUCUAAGGAAAAUCGAAACAUCAUUUGCAACUAAUCCAAAACUUUUCUGGACUUACCACAAAGCAAUUUUGCAUAGCAGAUCAAAACAGACUUCUGACAUUGUCUUCAACGGCAUUACAGCAAAGUCUUCUGCAGAAAAAACCGAGCUUCUGAAUUCUUACUUCUCCUCAGUAUUUACAACAUCCAGUACUGACAUCGGGGAUUGUGAUGGUGAGGCGUCUGAAACUGAGUCGGGAUUGGGUGAAUUAACAGUUGAUGUGGCUGAAGUGGAAAAUUACCUCAGAAACUUAGACAUCACCAAAGCGAGUGGCCCUGACAAGAUACCAGCACGUCUACUAAAAGAAUGUGGUCGGCACAUUGCGCCUAGUAUCUGUGAAUUAUUUAACGUAUCCUUGCGUGUUGGACGACUUCCGGUAGAGUGGAAAUCAGCGAACGUGACACCAGUUCACAAGAAACAUCUGAAAGAACUAGCGGAGAACUACCGACCGAUAUCCCUUUUGCCUAUCAUUGUAAAACUAUUGGAACGUUGCGUAUCUAGGCGACUAUACGAACACGUAAUUAGCGCUAUCUCCUUAGGACAACACGGUUUCCUACUCAAUCGAUCAUGCACUACACAACUGCUGCAAGUUUUACAUAAGAUUGGAGAAAACCUUGACAGUAAUAUUCAAACAGACAUUGUCUACUUGGAUGUUGCCAAAGCUUUUGACUCUGUCGAUCACGGUUUAAUCUUGGCAAAACUCAGGCAAUUCGGUGUACAUUCAAACAUGCUAAAUUGGUUCACUAACUACUUAACUGGUCGGACCCAAAGAGUUGUCGUUGAUGGUGUUGCUUCAGGUUGGUCCUCAGUAACAUCUGGUGUACCACAAGGUAGCAUACUUGGUCCAAUGUUGUUUGUAUUAUUCAUCAAUGAUUUACCCGACAUCAUUCCCGAUAUAUCAGAAACUGCUUUGUACGCUGAUGACACAAAAACAUUCAGGAAAAUUACUUGCGAAGAUGAUGCUCGCCAAUUACAACAAACCCUGACAAACCUAGCCACCUGGAGCAAUACCAACAAUAUGAGGUUCAACGAGUUAAAAUGUAAAGUGUUGACUGUGUCGCGAAAGAAACAACCUGUGGACUUCAAAUACCGACUGGGCUCAACCACUCUUACUCAUGUUGAAAAAGAGAAAGAUCUUGAGGUUACAAUGACUGGAAAGCUUUCAUUGGAUUCUCAUAUCCAUGAGAUCACAGCUAAAGCCAACAAGCUGCUCAGUCUAUUGAAGAGAACAUGCCCUUUCCUGACUGACGUCAGCGUCCGACGUACUUUGUACCUUUCGUUGGUAAAAUCCAAUUUAUGUUAUGCCUGUGAAGUUUGGUCUCCAUACAUCUGCUCACAGAAGACAAAGAUAGAGCGUGUGCAGAGAUGA
Messenger RNA from Paramuricea clavata, 11777 nucleotides. NCBI's taxonomy places the organism in Eukaryota, Metazoa, Cnidaria, Anthozoa, Malacalcyonacea, Plexauridae. The record is from the annotation of a GenBank genome assembly.